AUGUCGGCACUUAAUACAUUGCAUUUUUGGGUGCAAUUUAGCUACCAAGCAACCAAAUGCAUCCAUGGGAAGAAGCACCGAAAGGCGGACGAGGUUGCCAUAGCAGCAGGACCAAACAGACCUGCGACUUUGGCUGUUCAGCUGCCAUCAGUGCUUAGACCACAAGCUCCCAUAAUACCCCGAGCACAUGCCGCCUUGAAACAGACCAUUCUUUUCCUCUAUUCCCCAAGGUUUGGUCCAAUGAAUCACUGUGAAUGUUCACAAACUAGUAAAUUGACCCUCUAUCAACUGGAAAACUAUAUAGAUAAAGAUAAACUUGAAUUCAUAAGGCAAAGACGUGAGAAGGAAUUCAAACAUUAUCAGACAAAGCAUCCAUUUGAGAAAAAAGAUAUCCUUUAACCAAAUAUUCCUUUGAGCUAUCCCAUUCAAGGGGCUGAGGUGAUACCCUUGCACACCAUUGUACUUCCAGGGCUAGGUUUCCAUGGAACAAGUAGAGAAACUUUAAAGGUUCUUCUACAGGCAUCCUUUGGUAAUCUGAAUACCCUUGCUGAUGUUUCUGAAGAAGUGGUCCAAGGUGUGCUGAUCAUCACUAAUUCCUAUGUGAAGCUUUUGAAUCACAUACUGAAACAUGUUACAUACACUAGUACAACAUACUGACUAGAUAUAGUGGAUAUGAUGAACUUUACAGAUGGAACUUACUUUGUUAGAUUUCCUGCGACCGUUCGACAACUGCACCUUCCUAAGCUAUUUGACUCAGGGCCAGAUAACAGCAUUAGAAACAUGGUAACCAUCACAAUAAAAGCAUUUGUACGCUACCACAAGCUGCGGAUUCUCCUGAAAAGCAUAAAACAAUACUAUCCGGAUACAACAGUAAUUGUGGCAGAUGACAGUGAACACCCAGAGAAGAUUGAAGAAGCAAAUGUUCAGCAUUAUAUUAUGCCUUUUGGAAAGGGCUAGUUUGCAGGGAAGAACCUUGCAAUUUCACAGGUCACAACCAAGUAUUAUCUUUGGGUGGAUGAUGACUUCACCUUCACUGAAAAAACAAAGAUCAAGAAAUUUGUGGAUGUGUUAGAGAAGAACAACUUGGAUGUGGUUGGAGGCAGUGUGGAUGGAAAUGAAUAUAAGUUUAAGAUGUUCUGUCAGGAAGGAGAAGAUAGCAGCUGUUUGUACCUCAGAAGUGGCUUCUACUAUCCCUUGGAAGGCUUUCCCAACUGUGUGGGGACUAGUGGUGUAACCAAUUUCUUCCUGGCUCAUACAGAGGAAAGCAGACGUGUUGGAUUUGAUCCUAAACUACAGAGGGUGGCUCAUUUAGAAUUUUUUAUGGAUGGGCUUGGAAGCUUGCAAGUUGGCUCCUGCAAUGAUGUUAUCAUUGGUCACCAGUCACACCAAAUUUCCACCAACAUACUAAGAAGGAAGCAGGAGACAGCCCACACUUCGGAUUCUCUGACCCGUACAACUGAGAAAGAACUUAGGUUUAAACUGCCCUUACAUUACUUUAAGAACAGAAUGAAAUGCUAUUCAAAGGGCAGAUUGAUUCUUCCAAGUCUGAAUAGUUUUGGAAUGAAUUCAGCAACUUUUAAUUAUUUUGUUUUAGGAGCUGUACUUUUCCUCUUUGACAACUCAAUGUUUUACAGACUUCAUUAAAAAAUGAUGGUUUUUACUGUCCUUUCUGAAUCUUCUCUACUGUGGAAGUUCUAAUAGAAGAAUUCUUUCUUCCAGCUCUUUAUAUAUUUAACAAU
Molecule: messenger RNA, 1739 nt
Organism: Notechis scutatus (mainland tiger snake)
Lineage: Eukaryota; Metazoa; Chordata; Lepidosauria; Squamata; Elapidae
Source: RefSeq, a predicted model, not a curated record